Messenger RNA from Nothoprocta perdicaria, 2909 nucleotides. It is a transcript of the gene ITIH4, whose product is annotated as inter-alpha-trypsin inhibitor heavy chain family member 4. Gene Ontology annotation, molecular function: serine-type endopeptidase inhibitor activity. The transcript has 23 exons. Gene Ontology annotation, biological process: hyaluronan metabolic process. The record is from RefSeq and is a predicted model, not a curated record. Lineage: Eukaryota; Metazoa; Chordata; Aves; Tinamiformes; Tinamidae. The coding region runs from base 24 to 2666 and encodes 880 amino acids.
UUUUCAGAUCAGGUCUUCCCAAAAUGGAGAGAACGUUGCUCGCCUUGCUGGUCUUCUCCUCGCUUGCAGCACUCGCRGUCACCAUCACCCCAAAGCAUGGCAUCGAGAUCUACAGCCUCCGCGUGGACUGCAAAGUCACGUCCCGAUUUGCUCACACCGUCAUCACCAGCAAAAUCGUCAACCGGGCAAAUGAAUCCAAGGAGGCGACCUUUGAAGUGGAGCUGCCCAAGACUGCCUUCAUCUCCAACUUCUCCAUGUCCAUCGACGGCAAAGUGUACCCAGGGAUCAUAAAGGAGAAGGCAUCUGCUCAGCAGCAGUACGACGCUGCAGUCUCGCAGGGGCAAAGCGCUGGCCUCGUGAAGAUCACGGGGAGGAAACUGGAGCAGUUCCAGGUGUCGGUUAGCGUCGCAGCGGGCAGCAAGGUCACCUUUGAGCUGACCUACGAGGAGCUGCUGAAGCGGCAGCUGGGCAAGUACGAGCUGCUGCUCAAGGUCAGGCCCAAGCAGCUUGUUCAGCACUUCCAGAUCGACGUGCACAUCUUYGAGCCCCAAGGCAUUCGCUUCCUGGAGACCGACAGCACGUUCCUGACAAACGAGUUAACGGAGGCGCUCACGAAAGUGCAAAACGAAACCAAGGCUCAUAUUCUGUUCAAGCCWACGGUAGACCAGCAAAAAAAUCCUGAUGUGGGUGAGACCCUCCUCGAUGGUGACUUCAUUGUACGGUAUGACGUUGAGAGAGAUGCGACUGCAGGUGAUAUACAGAUCGUCAAUGGGUAUUUUGUGCAUUAUUUUGCACCCCACGAAAUGCCAGUGCUUCCCAAAAACGUCGUCUUUGUGAUAGAUCGAAGCGGCUCUAUGGCAGGCAGAAAAAUCGAGCAGACGAGGGAGGCCCUCCUGAAGAUCCUGCAAGACCUGCGAGCCGAGGACCACUUCAGCUUUAUCACCUUUAACAGCAAAGUCUCGGAGUGGAGGAGCUCCCUGCUGGAAGCCACGGCGGAGAACGUGGCGAGCGCGGCGGCGUUUGUGCAGACUCUCAGCGCUAGCGGAGGCACAGACAUCCAGCUGGCCCUGCUGAGAGCAGUGGACAUGCUGCGUAGAGCUGAGGAGCUGCCUGAACGGAGCGUAUCCAUGAUCAUUUUGCUCACAGAUGGCCAGCCCACCUCUGGUGAGACCAAGGUGGAAGUCAUCCAAGAAAACAUCCGGAAAGCCAUCGGUGGGAACUUUGCCCUCUUCUGCCUCGGCUUUGGUUUUGAUGUCAGCUAUAAGUUCCUUGAGAAAAUGGCCCUGAGCAACGGGGGACUCGCCCGACGUAUAUAUGAAAAUGCAGACGCAGCCCUGCAGCUCCAGGGUUUUUAUCAGGAGGUGGCUACGCCAAUAYUAAUGCAAAUUGAAAUGCACUAUCCAGAAAACGCCAUUGAGGGGUUAACCAARAGCAAUUUCAAGCUGCUUUUUGAGGGUUCUGAAAUCGUGGUGUCUGGAAAAAUCAGCAACGAGCUUGAUCUUCUGCCAGUAGAAAUUAAAGCUCAGUCACAUACGAGUGACCUGACUCUUAAAGAAGAAGCAAAUGUUAAAGAGAAGGAGCAAGUAUUUCAAAAUCAGAGCUACAUCUUUGGAAAUUUCAUUGAGAGACUGUGGGCUUAUUUAACCAUCCAGCAGCUUCUGGAAAAAUCUAUUUCAGCCCCGGCCGCCCAGCAGAAGGCCCUGGAGACGCGUGCCCUGGAGCUGUCCCUGCAGUACAGCUUUGUCACCCCCCUCACCUCCUUGGUGGUCACCAAACCCUCGGAGCAGCCGCAGGCAGAGCUGGCCAACAAGCCCACCGAGGCCGAUAAUGAGAAGCGCAGCAGUUCCGUAGGAGCACCUUUCAGAAAAUUGAGCUUGAGACCUUUUGGAAAGAUUUAUGAAGAUGACUUAGAUGGCUAUAGAAUGAGGAGUGGAUCAGUUCCUGGUCGCUGGCGCUCUCUGCUCCAGUCCGGCAGCAACAAGAAGCUGCACUCACCAGCUCUCAGGGUAGCGGAACAAGGAAGAUCCCAGCCACUUGCCAGUGAGUAUCCCCAGCUUCUCUUGCAGUUACCUGGACAAAAUGAAAUCAUCUGCUUAAAUACCAGUGGGCAAGCGCAGUCUCCUGUAGAGCUGCUCUCUGACCCGGUGCAAGGAAUCUCCGUGACUGGGAAGCCUGGGGACAAGACAGGCCACUUUGUGCAGCUCGAAAUUACCUACGUGGAUCCUGCCGUGCAAGUCCACGUCUCCACGGAGCGCGUGAUCGUGCACAGGGACCAGGAGGCCGCGCGGCUGCCGUGGGCCGAGUCUGCCACCUCCGUGCUCCAGGGGCUGAGAAUCGCGGUUGAAAAGGAGCGAAGUCUGACACUGUCCCUGCCUGAUACCGUCACAGUGAAAGUGUCCUUCAUAAAGCAGCCAGAUGAUUUUCUUGGGCUCUAUUUCUUGGACACCAAUCAUUUUUCUGACAAAGUCAGUGGAUUUCUUGGGCAACUGUACUCCAAGGCACAACUGGAGAUGAAGCCCAGCGCAAAUCAGAGAGAGGAUGAAAGACUCCUGAGCGUGUCCGGAUCMGAGCACAGAGUUACCAGGCAAUACAAGAAAGACUACAGGCUUGAGUCAGCCGGUGAUGCCGUGUCCUGCUGGUCAUUAGAUUAUUCACCUAGAGAAUAAUAAUUUGGGAAGCACUGCAAACGACGCCCUGCCUAACAUUUUUGGUACUCUCUCRUUGAGAAAACUGCACAGUUAGAGCCUUACUUGUUAAUGCAGGAAUUCCAUGUAUAUCUUACCUCAAAAUUGUUAUACUUUUAAGAAGAGGAUUUGCUUGCUUGUUGUUUGUAAUUUUUAAAGGGGUUCUAUUACUCCGCUGGGUUGUAUUGUGGAAGAUUCAUGUAAACUAAAUAAAAUCAACAUCAU